Molecule: messenger RNA, 1701 nt
Organism: Seriola dumerili (greater amberjack)
Lineage: Eukaryota; Metazoa; Chordata; Actinopteri; Carangiformes; Carangidae
Product: probable isoprenylcysteine alpha-carbonyl methylesterase ICME
Exons: 9
Coding region: 168-1277 (369 amino acids)
Source: RefSeq, a predicted model, not a curated record
CAUAAUACCGGCUUUCUGAAGGACAGACAGAGGUUCAUCCACGGCAUCGCUACUUCUCUCCGACACAACGAAUUUAAUAACAAACCACAUUAACCCGGGACAUGGGCUUCGACAUAAAGCGCUCUAUAUGAUCACAUUUUGGUGAGCCAGACAGAUUGAAGCACAACAUGUCAGGGUUAAAAUGUCACAUGUCACUGCCUGUGACAGUGGGCGCCCUGUUGGUGGGUCUCCCAUACUCCAUCUCUCUAGCUGCCCAGUGGAUUUACGGAUGGCCCAAUAAGCCUGGAUAUAAGAAGUACAUAGAAGCUCUAAAACCAAGGCGAAUAUACUGUUUGACCAGAGCUGUGCUGGAAACUCUCAAAUAUCUGCAGUAUGGGAGACUUUACUUUCAGUGGAAGUCAUGGUACAAGAAUGACGAAAACCGUAAGCAUUAUGAGAAGGCGAUCACAUUUGGCCGCCGAGGCAACAAGCUAGACUUGUACCACCCUCCAAACAUGGAGAAGAAGGAAGAUGCGCCUGCACCACUGGUGGUUUUCAUCUAUGGUGGUGCAUGGGGCUCUGGAGAAAGAUCCAUUUACUGUCUACUGGCCAGGCAAAUGGCUGAAGAGCUGGGUGCAGCGGUCGUUUGUCCUGAUUACUGCACCUAUCCGAAGGGGAACGUUUUAGGGAUGGUCCAAGAUAUUGCUGACUGCUUGGUUUGGGCCCAAGAGAGUGGACAGAAGUUCAACUUUGACAAAGACAACAUUGUGUUAAUUGGCCAUUCAGCAGGUGCACAUUUGUGUGCUUUGACCACGCUGUUUCUCAUUGACACAAGAGAGGAGCUUUUCAUAGAGGCCAGUAAACAGCGGGACAUUACACAGGCGACAAAGGGAGUUAUUGGUCUGAGUGGUGUCUACAACAUCAUGGACCAUUAUGAGCAUGAGCAAAAGCGAGCGGUUGAGUAUGUGUCAACCAUGCACAAAGCCAUGAAUGGAGUGGAAAACUUUCCGUACUACUCGCCAACACAUUUACUGGAGAAACUCAGCCAGGACAAACUGAACAGAGUGCCUCCGUUCGCUUUGCUCCAUGGGACCACUGACAUCAUCGUUCCUGUUGAAUCUUCCACAAAGUUCUCUGAGCUUCUCAACUCGCUCUCCGUGAAGGUGUCGCUUUACCUGCUACCAAGAGUCGACCACACGGAGAUCGUCACUGACCUCAUGGCGUCAGACAGGCGCUUCUACCAUCCCAUCUACAGCUGCAUCAAACAGGAGUUCAGAAAACUUCUGGGAACCUGCUGACAUCCCAGUCAUCAGGACAACAUCAGUCACGUCCAUAUUUACUGAUUGUGCCAUACACUUACUUUGUUUACAGUAUCUGCUCUAAUACCUCAAAACAAAUCAUUUCCAUGAUUUAACUUGAGUCAUUUGUGUUGUGAUUCCAUGAUAAUGAUGUAAAUUUUGACGGGCUCUCUGAUUACAAUUGAAGUGAUUGGACUGUGGUCUGGAUAACAGAUUGCAGUACAGUGAAUUAAGUGAAUCUGAAGCGAAAUCAACAAUGAAGCAAUAACAGUACUAUGAAAAUCAGAAAAGCACACUACUACACAGUAUUGAAAUGGAAGUCCAAUUAACUAUGUUUUACCGAAGUGGCAACAUUUUGAUUCAUAAUCCUUUUUGUUUUUUAUCAAAUGAAACAUUUCCGUGAUGCACUGUAACAACAGACAUA